AUGGCAGCGCCUCCAGAGAAGUGGUAUCAGCAUGCCCAAGCCCCAAAACAACGGAAAUCAUCGCCACUGAAGACUAUUGCUCUGGGCGAUGGGUCAUAUUUUCCAGACGAACCGGAAAUUGAACAUGUCGAGAGAGCUAGCUCUCCAGGCACUGAUUCCGCGCCAACACGGCCAGCGAAGGCUUUGGUUCGUGAAAUGAGCCAAAUUUUCGGAAGAAAACGCGAUUUUCGAUUUGCUGCACAUCCAUACAUGCGCUUGCGUGGGGGGAACUGGGAGAAUUGGGCCAUCGACUCUUCCGGCAGCUCCGCCAGUGACACCAGCAAUUCGUGGACUACCCAAGAUCGCACAUCCGACGAAGGCCGGCGAGGAGAUCUUGAUGAUCCCGCCAACUACGAGUAUUUCAAACGACAGCAACUCUGGUGCUUGGCCGGCGAUCUAUGUUGGAGACGAUUCGCCGUGUCCUCAGAGUACGGUUCUCACUUGAUCCAAAAGACCCGAGCACCUAGAGCCUAUGAUUCAACGAUAGGGCUUGGCGGCUUACAAUGGGUCUUUGACGCCGGCAACGAAGAAGCGUCCUGGAAUGGAUUCACGCAAGAACAAGUCAUCGAGUUCAUGUAUCGAUCUGUCGAGGAGAUUAUGGGCGAUUGGAUCUCGCGAGAUCAACUUCGUCGGUUUAUCAGGAGCGGACCUCUUGCGAAGUACGUGCAAUACGUGGAAGAUCCCCUACCACCACUUCCUCCGCCACCCAAAAGAAGCUUCACCAAAGACCGAUAUGUUUCAUGGCAUUUUGACGGUACAACGAAGAAACAUGGGAACACCACAGAAUUCUGGGACACCUACAUUCGCGACGAUCUGGCUACGCGACCCGGUGAAGCUAGAGACCCAAAGAGAUUGGGCAUGUUGUCUCAAAGAUUGUUUGCCCAUAUGAGAGAAGCGUAUGAUCAACCAAAUAACGUUGAUAAUCUGUUAGAGACUUCUUCCGAUGAGGAUACUCCCCUUCCACCACGGAGCAAAGAAGCCGGCCUUGGGACUCCCCCUCCACGGCGUCCAUUCGGAACAUCCCCCGUGAGAGCCUCCGCGGAGGCCCUCAAACAAAACCCCGGCAGCCUUAUAGAAACCGAUCCACUGCAUGACCCUGAACUAGGCUUGAACCUGAUGGAUACGGUUGAAGAUGGCGGCGGUCGGACCGCACGACUUGAUGACGUGGCAGGCUUGCCGGAGGAAAAGGCUCCCGAAAUCGAUCAAGAGGAGGUCUCGACGGAGCCUGUGUUAUCUUCUCGCCUGUCUCCGGCUAAGACUGGUAUAUCUGAGCCCUUGAGGUCGAAAGAGAAGCAAUCCAAGAGUGAUGUUUCUCCUCCUUUGUCUUCUGCUCGAAUUGAUCUAUCCGAACCCUCGUCCAGCAACGAAGAGGAACGUAUAACAGCUGGCCCAGUGAGCAGAAAGCGGGAAAGAAACAAGACCAAGGAGCCUGCAAGAAAGAGGCAAAAGCCUGGGGCCGUACCCACCCGCAAGGCUCCCAAGCGUAACCGUAAGAAGCCAGAUAGGCUGGGAUUUUCUACUUGA
Messenger RNA from Penicillium maclennaniae, 1563 nucleotides. RefSeq lists its product as uncharacterized. Lineage: Eukaryota; Fungi; Ascomycota; Eurotiomycetes; Eurotiales; Aspergillaceae. The record is from RefSeq and is a predicted model, not a curated record. The coding region runs from base 1 to 1563 and encodes 520 amino acids. The transcript is spliced from 3 exons.